AUGGCUGCCCCAGCUUCCAGCAACAUCAGCAACCUCGAGGGCCGUUGGCUCAUGAACCACACCCUCUCGGAUAGUAUCGAGCCCGGUCUCUCCCUCCAAGGCAUCUCCUUCCUCCUCCGCAAAACCAUCACCCUCGCCUCCGUCACCCUCGAAAUCAAACAAUUCACGGCCCCGCCCAAAGCCCCCAACACCUCGACGGACCCCGUGACGCACAUUGACAUCCAGCAAAUCGCCACGGCCGGUCUCAAGGGCACCCGCGAGGAGCGCUGCCUCGACAACACGUUCCGCCCGCACUCGGACUGGAUCUUCGGCAGCGUUAGGGGCCAGUCGAGGUGGAUCUCGCUCGAGGAGGUCGAGGACGAGUUUCUCAAGAAGGGGUGGACCAUCGAUGACGCUGAGGAGGCUGGCCCCGAGGGGAAGAAGCAUGUUUUGAGUCAUGUUGAGAGCGUCGAUAAUGGGUGGACGGCGACGCAGAUUUGGGGGUUUCAGGAGGUCAAGGGGGAGAGGAGGUAUGUGAGGAACAUUGUUAUUAAGAAGGGGGAUAAGAGGGUUGAUAUGAGAUUGGUUUAUGAUUAUCUCGGUCCUCUUGAUGCUUGA
Messenger RNA from Scedosporium apiospermum, 597 nucleotides. RefSeq lists its product as uncharacterized. The coding region runs from base 1 to 597 and encodes 198 amino acids. The record is from RefSeq and is a predicted model, not a curated record. The transcript has 2 exons. NCBI's taxonomy places the organism in Eukaryota, Fungi, Ascomycota, Sordariomycetes, Microascales, Microascaceae.